AUGCAUCUUUUGACAUUGCUGUUUGGGGCGAUCCUUGUCUUCAUGGUUGGUAGUUCUCAAGGCGGUGACAAAUGUGAAGUUUGUUACCUGAAGGAUUGUUGCGAGGACCCCAUAUCCUCUGGUGGGAGAAACAUCAAAACAAGUGAAGGGAAGAUAUUCGGAGCGUAUUGUGAGCAAGGUUGGACGUACAUAUUUAGACGAUUCAACGGGGAAGAGGAUUUCUAUCGUACUUGGGUCGAGUAUCAACAUGGUUUCGGUGACCCAAAAUGGAAAGAAUACUUCAUUGGACUGGACAACCUUGCCAGUUUUGUGAAGGGGCGUAAAUGUAAAGUACGAUUUGAUUUAGAGGCCUGGCCACCCGUAUCUCCGGCUAAACGAUUUGCUGAAUAUUCGAUAUUCUCCAUCGCUGAAAAGACUGAUAAGUACCGCCUUACCAUUGGAGGAUACAGUGGAACAGCUGGUGAUUCAAUGGGAUUCCAAAAUGGACAACGGUUUUCAACGUACGAUCAAGAUAAUGAUAUUGACAGUUCAAACUGUGCACGCGUUUAUAAAGGAGCUUGGUGGUACAAGGCCUGUCACCAAUCAAACCUGUUUGGUUGGUACAAAGGACCGGUUUGCCCAAAGUUUGCCCAAUGUGUCGCAUGGUUUCACUGGCCAACAACCAUCGGAUCCCCUGAUAAUUAUUACUACUCCUUUAAAAAGGCGUCAAUGAAGAUGUAUUGCUGUUAA
Owenia fusiformis is the source of this 729-nucleotide messenger RNA. The record is from the annotation of a GenBank genome assembly. Lineage: Eukaryota; Metazoa; Annelida; Polychaeta; Sabellida; Oweniidae.